AUGAAAGCCUCGAAAUUGGGGUACGCGGCUUUGAUUCUCCUCGUCUCAGCGCCUCAAGUUUUCGUUUAUGGUACCCGAGGGCCUACCUCAAAAAGACUGGGACAUAGGAACUACCAGCCUCCUAUGCCUGGCGCGUCCCUCCCAUCCACCCUGAUAGAAUCAGUCCCUCCGCACAAAUCAGAACCCUCUGAAACAAGAGGACCCGGUCGAAUCAUCCUCCCCUCUGUGACAGCCAGUCGAAAUCCUCCCGCUACUCCGUCAAUCGACUCAACUCCCUCAGUCGAGGCGCCUGCCAUGGGUGAUGUUCUUGAGGACACCUCACUUGACGCGGUUCCCUUUGCACAGGAACAACCUAGUCGAGCCAGUCAUCCAAUAGUCACAGGUUCAGCAGCUAGUGACGCCUAUGUAGAUCUCGAUGAGGAAGGUGAAGACGACCAAGCAGGAGGUCAGAGCAGUGAGAGUGGUGGAGGAAGGCCCUUCAGAAGGGGUGAGAGCUGGCACAGGCUUGUCUUCGUAGCAAGCGUCCUCGGUGUUCUACAACAAAGUUGGCAUCUAGGGUGGGACAGCGUUUAG
Coprinopsis cinerea okayama7#130 is the source of this 573-nucleotide messenger RNA. RefSeq lists its product as hypothetical. NCBI's taxonomy places the organism in Eukaryota, Fungi, Basidiomycota, Agaricomycetes, Agaricales, Psathyrellaceae. The coding region runs from base 1 to 573 and encodes 190 amino acids. The transcript is spliced from 2 exons. The record is from RefSeq and is a predicted model, not a curated record.